This is a messenger RNA of Ciona intestinalis (vase tunicate), 1311 nucleotides long. The record is from RefSeq and is a predicted model, not a curated record. Lineage: Eukaryota; Metazoa; Chordata; Ascidiacea; Phlebobranchia; Cionidae.
GCGAAAACACGGCCUACCCAUAGAUAUCUAAAGUCAGUUCCAGACUGCUAAAUCAAAAUAUUGCUUUUGCGGGGCUUGAGUUCGAAACUGAUUUCCGUUAAAUAAUCAACAUGGUGCUUGUUCUUGUGGUUGGAGACAUGCACAUUCCAUUCCGGGCCUCUGGUUUGUCCCCAAAGUUUAAGAAACUUUUAGUGCCAGGGAAAAUCCAGCAUAUCCUCUGUACAGGCAACCUGUGCACUAGAGAGUCGUAUGAUUAUCUCAAAACACUCGCAAGCGAUGUGCACGUUGUAAGGGGAGACUUUGAUGAAAAUGUUAACUAUCCUGAACAGAAAGUAGUAACAGUAGGUCAGUUCCGAAUUGGGAUGUGUCAUGGCCAUCAGAUAUGUCCAUGGGGAGACACUGAAAGCUUAGCAAUGUUACAACGACAAUUGAAUGUUGACAUCUUAAUAUUCGGCCACACACAUAAAUUUGAAGCAUAUGAACAUGAGAGUCACUUUUAUAUCAACCCAGGCAGCAUAACAGGUGCCUUUUCACCAACUGCAAGUGAGGUUAUUCCAUCCUUUGUUCUUAUGGAUAUCCAAGCAAGUACUGUUGUAACAUACGUAUACCAACUGCAAGCCAAUGACGUUAAAGUGGAGAGAAUAGAAUAUCAAAAGUCGUGAUCAUCAGGUUAUAACUUUCAACCUUACAGUGCAAUGAGUGGUAUAAUCGCUUCAGCUCUCUGCAGUGUCUAUUCUAAUUUUCAUAAAAUUCUCACGUUGAUUUUCAUUAGGCGGAAAAACGACCAACCUACAGUAAACUUUAGCUCAAAUACUUAAAAAAAGUUGCUACCAUAUUUAUAUGUAUUUACAAUAUUGAAUGAAGGCUUAAGAUCUUUUUUUUUCAAGCGCCCAAUCAAAAAAGGUAGGAAAACUAAGGUGUUUAGUGCCAUGUGGUAAAAAAAAUUGCAUUGAUAAAAAAUAUUAAGAAAGUUAUUUUUUGGCCCAUUUGGUAGUAAACAAAGAACAUUCAAAGAAUUAUAAAACUGUAUCCUAUGACUCCCAUAGACCGUUGUUAAUUGUUUAAAACACGAUCAGGAUAUUUGGAUAUUCUGUGUUAAGGGUUUCCGGGCUUCCCCCACCCUACUAUAUGUUUUUUAACAAAAAAUGUUAAACUAUAUCCCUUUUAAAUAUUCUAAUCUGCUGGCCAUUAGGAGCAAAUCUUUAAUACGAGAUUGUUGUCUUCAAUUCAUGUUAUGAAUUUUCUUGAUUCGUUGUAACACGUCAUGCUUUAUAUUGCGUAAAUUCAUCUUAUAAAGUGAAAAACCGUUAA